Bipolaris victoriae FI3 is the source of this 318-nucleotide messenger RNA. RefSeq lists its product as hypothetical. The record is from RefSeq and is a predicted model, not a curated record. NCBI's taxonomy places the organism in Eukaryota, Fungi, Ascomycota, Dothideomycetes, Pleosporales, Pleosporaceae. The coding region runs from base 1 to 318 and encodes 105 amino acids. The transcript has a single exon.
AUGUGCACAACAUACCAAACCCACUACACACGCUGUGAGCGCAAAGGGUACGGGCAUGGGCCCAAAGGCAAUCUUCCCUGCACAGACGAAUACAUCGAAGAAUGCAAAAAUGCACGAAAGACUGAUGAGACUUGUGCAGCGCCUGCUGUCAAAUGCCGAUGGAUUGAUUUUGAGUGCGGAAAACACGGAGGACCGAGUCCAUAUGAGCGAGAGAAAUUGAUUAGAGAGAGAAGGAGACAGGGGAAAAGGGAAGAGAAAUGGGUGAAGAAGGAAGAAGCUAGAAGUGAGUGUGAUGCGAUGUUGUGUACAAUACAGUAA